AUGUCGGACAAGCCGCGGUUCACCCUGUACUCUGCAGCGGUUGGGCCAAAUGGGUGGAAUGUGGCGAUGGUCCUAGCGGAACUUGGCCUAAUUUAUGAGACCAUCUAUCUGAACUUCUCAAAAAAGCAGCAGAAGUCACCUGAAUUCCUCAAGCUGAAGCCUAAUGGAAGGAUUCCUGCCAUUGUUGACCUUGGAAAUAAGGAUUUUACACUAUGGUAA
Phaeoacremonium minimum UCRPA7 is the source of this 219-nucleotide messenger RNA. RefSeq lists its product as hypothetical. Lineage: Eukaryota; Fungi; Ascomycota; Sordariomycetes; Togniniales; Togniniaceae. The record is from RefSeq and is a predicted model, not a curated record. The transcript is spliced from 3 exons. The coding region runs from base 1 to 219 and encodes 72 amino acids.